AUGAGCGCGUUUACACCAAAAAGAAAAGCAAAAGUCAUCAAAGUCCUUGACGAUGACGAACAUGAUACCGGAAAGCCCUCGCCGACCGGCCAAGAGCCCGUGAACAACGAUGCUGCACCGGUAGCAGUCAAGUUUACGAGAAAGCCCAUCCGCCAAUCUGGUCUGCGCAAGAGCAUCAACUUCAGCGAGCCCGACGAUUCGAACGGCGGAGUCGCGGUUGGCGAUUCUGCGAAACCAAAAGCUGUUCCCACGCAAGAUAACGACGAGGACGACGGCCCGGUGGUGAUUCGACCCGCGGUCAGCCGUUCAAGCUCGCUCAAGCAGAAGAAGCGCAAAUCCACCUCAAGACUCUCGUUUGGCGGAGCUGAUGUAGGUGACGGCGAUGAUGUGCCGAGGGCCGAGUACACGACACCAAAAAAGUCGACGCUGGGCUACCAGGCGCUCGAGAAUAGCGCCCUGAAGAACAGGUUGCCUAUGCGCACAUUCCGCGACGAGGACGAGGACCGCCCGAGAUAUAGCAAGGAAUACCUCAGCGAGCUACAGAACUCGACACCAAACACGCCGCAGAGCUUGUCCUCUCUGCGCAUGCACGACGAGGAUGGCAUGGUUCUGGAUGACUCCGAGCUUGAAGGAGCCCUGAUCGUCAACGAGGGAGACUUUGCGUCCCGGCCGCACCAGACGAACAUCCUCACCGAGGCCGAGAUCCAGGAGAGGAAACAACGCCGGGCAAGGCUCGCGCAUGAACAGCAAGAUGGCGACUUCAUAUCCUUUGACGAUGACGAUGUCGGCGGCACGUCUCUGCGUAAAAAGAAGAACGACACGCGCCUCGUGCGCGAGGACGAAGACCUUGGUGAAGGGUUCGACGACUUUGUCGAGGAUGGGGGCCUAUCGCUGGGCAGAAAAGCCGAGAGAGAGGAGAAGGUGCGUCGGAGGCGUGAAAUGGCUGAACAGAUUCAAAUGGCCGAGGGCGGUUCGGAUGACGAGUCCGACGCGUCGGAGGCGGAGCGGCGUGCGGCUUUCGAGGCAGCGCAGACGAGGUCAGGGAUGGACGGUCUUCAGAAGCCCGAGCGCAACCCUGCAGAACAUCUGCUGCAGGUCCCGCCCAAGAUCACGCCGCUCCCGAGUCUCACCGAUUGCCUGUCGAGACUGCAGACGACGAUGCGGGCCAUGGAGUUGAAUCUGACGGAGAAGAAGAAGCGCGUUGAGGCGCUGAGACAGGAGAAGGACGGUAUCAUGACGAGAAAGGAUGAGGUUCAGCAGCUUCUUAACGAGGCUGGGCAAAAAUACACCGCCGCCCUCGGAAACGGAGUGUCGGCUGAAUCAACCACCCAUUCACCCGCCAGGCAGAUCACGAAUGCUGGAGCGAGUGAGCUGAAGGUCGAGAGAGGCCUGGAAAGUCUGGGUACCACGCCGAACGAGCGUCCCGACGUGGGGGAACUUGGCUAG
Colletotrichum graminicola M1.001 is the source of this 1446-nucleotide messenger RNA. RefSeq lists its product as uncharacterized. Lineage: Eukaryota; Fungi; Ascomycota; Sordariomycetes; Glomerellales; Glomerellaceae. The record is from RefSeq and is a predicted model, not a curated record. Bases 1 to 1446 code for a protein of 481 amino acids. The transcript has 2 exons. Gene Ontology annotation, molecular function: DNA binding. Gene Ontology annotation, cellular component: nucleus; U2-type post-mRNA release spliceosomal complex. Gene Ontology annotation, biological process: spliceosomal complex disassembly; mRNA splicing, via spliceosome.